AAAACCUAGCUACGCCCCUGGUGUAGGGUUCUAAAUUCUAUAGUAAGACUUCCGUUGAAUACUUUCAAAAUCAAAAAGUGUUUUUUCAAAGUGUAUUAUUACGAUCUGUUUGACAUCAUAAUAGAUUGUAGUGUGUUGGGGUAUUUAAUUGCGUCAUCAGCUGACUGACUACAGGUGUUCGCGGUUGCUAAGCAUCGCACAAAGAGCAAGGGGAACUUGUCAGUUAUUAGCAUCCACCGAGACUUUUAACCGUAACAUAGGCAAAAUUUGCUCCAAAGGUGAAAUACGUCAGAUUUAUACAGAUCACUGGAUCGUAAUUUGGACGUAAACUUCAUUCGGAAAUGGGUCGAGUGAGGCGUGACAGUGGUUUACCAAACAAACGAGAUACACCCGUGCUGAACAGACGAGACAAGCACAAGAGACUUUUGCCCAACAAGAAUUAUGAAGCAUUUUCAGAGGAGCCUGCGGUGGAUGAGAUGCAUGUUCCGAUUGUCAAACCAACCAAACCAGUGUUUCCUGUCCAAAGCAAAUCUGGGUUAUGCUUCAGCAGGCCUCCAUAUACUGAAAACCCCAGCAACAAAGCACCUGCUGUGCCAGCCACUAGGAAAUCUAGUUACAGAGUGUCAGCAUCAGGUCACCAAACAAUUCAAACCUCUCCUAGGAUAGAGGCUGCUAAACCAGGUGAAAUGCUAGUUAACGAUGAAGAGCAAAACAUGACAGUGACAUCGGAAAGUGUCAUGCCGUCUUUCAUGGAGUCAGACACUACUUUCAGCUGUGAUGAUGAGGAGGAUGAUGGUGAUGGUGAUGGUGAGGAUGAAGACUAUUAUUCCUCUGCCACAACUUUCAGCAGUCUUUCCUCCCCGGAGAUCAUUAGAAGAGAAAAAUAUGUGGAGACAUCAACUUUUCGUAUUAUUGAUGAGGUUGGGAUUCAUCUAAACAUAAAAAACUCCACCUUGCUUAAUGUGAGCAACGCUGAGACCAUACACAUGCAUCAGCCCCUAAACCUUUCUAGCAUCAUCGAUGUCUCUGAGAUUGUUGAUGAAAAGAACUGUGAGAUCAACCAAAACAAAAGACCUGAAGCUGAAACCAGAACACAUGUGGACUCAUUUAAAUCAGAGAAGGCCUUGGAGUUGAAAACGCCCCUAAAACUCAUCAACAGAAGGCCCAUUUUGUACAAGAAGAAGGUCUGGUUCAAAAGCCCCUUCAUUGCGGACACCUUUGAAGCAAAAUGCAUCCCAGGCACCAAAUUAACCAUUUACCGCGACAAUGAACCAGCCCCGACAUCAAGCCCGGCUGAGCAGAUUCAGCCGGACGCAGGCCCAUCCAUAGCCGGUGAUAUAUAUUUGAAAGAAAAGGCGUUAAAACAGACAGUGAGGUCGAAAAGGCCUGUAAUAAGUAACCUGGAGGAAUCAAAGUUCUUUGACUUUAUCAGCAGCAGUGAUAGGGAUGCGUUUUUUGAUAGAAUGAGAAUAAGUUGUGCCAAACUCAGAAAUGCACCUUUAUUUCCUCUCACAGCUCCUAAGUAUAUAGAACCUUCUGUUUUCUGACAUCUAAAGGCAAAACAAUGUUUGUAAUGAUUUUGGCUUUGUUCCAUUAUCAAUAUUUACUGUAUAGAGGUAUGUAUGUGAACUAUCCUGUAAAAGAGUAGUGUGAUCUGAGUGUAUGAGGCUGUCAUAAUGUCUCAUAUUUUUUAAAUGUGAUGCACAGUUUAAAAAGUAGGCGUUUUGUUUUUUAUUGAAAGAUAAUAAUUCAAAAGGCAUGUCACACCAUGCCAUGUAUUUAAGUGCCUGCACAUCAUAUAAUUUGUGGACAUAGUGAGUGUGACUUUUUUUUAAAGUUUCCUUUCUUCUCAACCUUUUCCUUUUAUUACUUUGCUACUGUAGCCUACAAACCUCGACACGUAUACCACUGGUUAACUUUUAAACUCUGCAGUUCUAAGUAUCUGUGCAAAUUGACCACUAGAUGUCAGACCUGUAUUUUCUUAAGACUCCUUUCCACUGCUCCUUAUAUUGGUUGUUUUAUAUUUUAAUAUAUGUAUAUAUGUUGUUUUUGUUUUGUUUGUUUUUUUGUGUUGAAUCUACUUUUUACUUUAUUUGCUAGUGCUACAAUUUCAAACAAAAAAUGUAAUGUAAGCAAACAUUUUAAUGUAAGUUAAUUUGACUUUUUGGUGGUCUACAUUUUGAGUCAAUGACUGCCUGCUAGUGUACACGCUUCCAAUCGUCAAAAAAAGCAACAAUUAAAUUACUGUACAAUAAAUUAAUACAUAAUAAUGA
Molecule: messenger RNA, 2273 nt
Organism: Eleginops maclovinus (Patagonian blennie)
Lineage: Eukaryota; Metazoa; Chordata; Actinopteri; Perciformes; Eleginopidae
Exons: 8
Coding region: 342-1547 (401 amino acids)
Source: RefSeq, a predicted model, not a curated record